Messenger RNA from Spirodela intermedia, 8169 nucleotides. The record is from the annotation of a GenBank genome assembly. NCBI's taxonomy places the organism in Eukaryota, Viridiplantae, Streptophyta, Magnoliopsida, Alismatales, Araceae.
AUGGCAAUGGUCUCUCCAUCCGCAUGGGUUUUCCCGGUAAACACACCCACAAGUACCACAUCUUCGACCGCCACGGGCCCGAGUUUACUCCCGAAGAACGGGAGGAGCAGGCACUACAGUAACCUUACAGUUCGAGCUUCUUCUUCCGACGUCCCAGACGGACUACCCGAUGAGGAAUCCAAACCCCAAGAUCCUGCCAAGCUCGCCUUCGCUAAGGCAAAGGCUUAUCGAAAUGCAAAGCUGUCGAAGCCGGCCGAGGAAGAAAACCCGGCUAUAGAAUUUCCCAACGUUCCUCCCGUGAGGAGUAGCAACCGAAAUACCGAGCCUCCGGACUCGGUGAAGCAGGCCUUGCAGAGAGCUAAGGAGUACAAGGAAAAUAAAGGUGUCGUCGUCGGGAGGGACUCCAGUCUCCCUGAGAGAACUGGCAACUCGGAUCCCGCCGUCCCAGAAUCUGUAAAACUUGCUAUGGAGAGAGCAAGAGACUAUGAGAAAAAUAAAGGCGCAAUUGGGGAGCCCAGUACUGUUCCUGAAGUAAAUAGCGAGUGGAGGGUUACUGCCCCUGAUUCAGUGAAAUCUGCCAUGUCGAGAGAUAGCGAAUAUGAGAAGAACAGAACAGCUGUGGGAAGUGGGGGCGAGCAGCCCCCGAAGGCAGGUAUCUCUCAAGUAAAAAGCUCAUUUUUAUUAUCGUAAGUUCCUCUACAUUCAGUAUGCAGACAUCUAUCUUCUGAACACGGGCAUAUAAGUUCAUUUAAUGGCACCAGUCUCAUUUUACUUUUUUUGGGGAUUUUCUCACGGUUACAGCCUUCUUUUUGGCAAUGCAAAUUGACUUGUAAGGCACCAAUGUGUAACCCAGAUGAGUUCUUUGUUGUUUUAUGAUUGUGAUUCGGAUACUCUUCAUAGCUCUCUGUUGGGAGUUCUUUUCUGUUAUUCAGGCUACAAUGUAUAAUGACGUCCACCCACAAAUAUUUUGUGAGGAAUGAAGUCAAGCCUCCUCAAAUAUUUUUUGUUCUUGUGGUGAAUAUGUUAGAAGAAAAACGUGUGCUUUUUAAAAUUUAUUUUAAUGAUCUCUUGUAACGAGGGGAUUUGCAAUUGUUUUUGCAGUAUGUUUGGCAGGAGAGUUGUCUUUUUAUUCCUAACAAAUCAGAUACAGUCGAGUUCCAUUGAGAUUACUUUCCAUGUGGCUUCUCCUCAUUUUAAAGAUUGACAAGGGAUAACAUCGAUCCCAUCAACUCAGUAGUCACAGGCUGAUUAUAGGAAUGUUCUUUGUAUGGACAGGGUAUGUGUGGAUGGACUUCACCGCAGUAAUAUCUUUACCAUCACUUAGUUCUCAUAUUUUUGCUUCCCCGUCGUUGUAAUUGUCCUACGGUAGCUAGUGAGCAUCAUAUAUGAUGUUCUAUUGGCUCACUCCUUGCUGUCUUCAUUAUGCCCUUUCUUUAUCUUUUAGCAUGAUGAUAUAAACAAUUAGUUAUUCUUAGACAAAUUUAUUCAUCAUUAAGUUUCAUUGAUUCUUAUUAAGUUAUUUCGUUUUAAAGGUUUCUUUAGGCAUGAAACUCCACAUGUUCCCCCUGAAAAUAAUUAUUCUACUAGAAAGAGUUUGCGAUUGGGACUAAUUGCGGUAUUGAGUCAUCAGCCAAUGCCUAUUUGCACUUACACGAUCCCUGCAGUGAUGCUUUUUUUCUAAAUAACAAAGGUUCGUUUCUUAUCAACCAAUCAUUCUAGUAAGAAGUUUUAUUUGUCAUAUAGAAUGUUUUUGUCAUAGAUUAUGUUGGUUUUCUAGAUAAACAAGUUUUUUGAUCUCAUGAAACUGAGUUCUGUCAGACAUCAUGCGUAUGUCAGUCCUAGGUGGAUCUACUUUUACAUCAAAUGAAUCUUCAUGAUUUCAAAGUUUCUCUUAUUGUAAUGAUUUUUUUUAAUUUUUCAUGAAUCAUCCAAAUUAUUGAGAAGUCCCUUUCCAUUCUUUUGAUCUGUGGUUGGAUUUUGUUGGAAAUCAUUUUCAAAUGUUUCAUACUACAGGGCUCUUAGAGAACAAUCAAAACAGGAGAGUGAAGAAAACUUUAAAUUUGUAUCUUCAAACAUUUUAAGGCGCAAUUCCAAAUCAGUUUAAAAUGAUUUCCAGGUGGUUGGUAGAUCGUACAACUUUUUGAUGAAUUUUAUUGACAAGAUCCGGAAGUGGGAUUUAUGGAUGUUUAAGGUCUUCAGCAAUCAAUCCAAUGACUUUGGGUUUAUUAUUUAUUUACAAGCAUCUACCAUUGAUUUGCAUAUUGCAUUAUCUUGGCAUGUGUGGCAUGUGCUUGUAUCUAGAUUAUCAAUGAUGUUAUGAGAUGAAUGAACAGGAAACAUAUUUAGCUUAAACAAGACCAAGUUGGUCUGAGACAGCAGUCUAUACUAUAACUUUCUCUCGACAUGGAAUUAUUAGUGUACCAUUGUAACAUGGUCAUUUUGUGUCUAUUGUAAGAUUACAAAUAAGUUAGAUUAAAAACAGAUCAACAUCCCUAUGAUGCAGAGGAAAUGAAUAAACAUCACAUUACAGAAUGUGAAAGUAUUUGCUCAAACAAUUGAUGAAAUAUGGCUGCAAUAAACGUAUCAAUCUCUUUUUCCUUAUCUUUUUUCUGGCAUUUGACAUUUAUUAGCCAGGACCCAAUUCUUUUUCUUAUCAAAGUCCCUAUGAUUUUUUAGAUUAAGAUUACACAGGUUUUCAUUUUGGAAGGAUUUAUUAAUGAUAUCGUAAAGGCUGAAUCUAUCACGUGUUAUGAUUUUUUAGACUAAUCAUGUCUGUGUUUACCUGACACACUUUUCUUUAUCUUACUUUUAUUCCUAAUGGUAUGUAUUAGUACUAGACAUGAGUGUAUAUAACAGUUUUGAACUGGACCAUCAUCAGCCAUUUGAAAUCAUAUUUACAUGUGCCAUGACGUUUAUUGAAUGUGGAUACUUUUCGGGACUAUGACCUGCUCUGACACAAAUGAGUUACUCUCAAUCUCUGUUUCAGAACUCAGACUCGGUUUAUAAGUCAAAUUCUUCAUGCCACAGGCCAAUUGAGGUUGCUAGAUAUACAUAAUCCAUUGGUGGUUGCUAGAUAAUGCUGUAAUUAGGGUUUGUGGCAGACUCUUUUCAGUAAUGAGGUGAUGUUUAUGAAAGAACUAAAGUGAAGUACAUUUCUAGAGUACCUAUAAUGGGCGUACAAAAUUUAGAGCCAAAUUGUUGAAAGUUUAUUUACUGCUGGAGGUAAGCCUUCAGGGCUUAGGAAAAUUAGAGCCCGACUGUAAAAACUUUCCCAAGUCCACCACUUCUAUGAAGUUUCUUAAUUAAAAUAAGUUGGAGGCUAUCUUCUUAACUGAUGGGGUUGCAUGUUGUUGUAGUAACAGAGGUAGUCUUCUAUUGUGGAUAUGAAAUAUUUAAUUUAUUAGUUAGGGCCCGAAUCCCCAAGGUUAUGAUGUUAAGGACAACCGUUAUGCAUCCUAGAAGACAGGAGAGAAGAGCAUGAGUUUGUACUCAUCUGAGCUCAAAUCUUCUUUGUGGUUUGAAAUGGCUUCAUUAUGUUCAAAGAGCUCCAACUUGUAGAGAAGACAGACUAUCUUAUACAUAUAGAGGUUAACAAAAAAUACCUGUAGUAAACAGGGAUUAGUGUUUUACCAAAUUCCAAUUAAAUUUAGAUUGAAAGUAUGGGGGACCAUAGAUUGGACAAGUAUUAGCCUAUUGUAAAGAAAGCUCAAGAAAUGGGGGGAGUGUCCUAAUUAUGUAAUGGUUAAAGAGUGAUGAUCUCAAUUAAUAGAUAUAUAUUUAUUUCAUUAAAAUUUCUAGAUUGUAUUCCUUUUGUUAAUUUUUUCAAUUUCCUGUCAUAUUUUUUUCAAUUUCGAAUUGAAGUGUCAAUAAUUUGGCUUUUUUGAUUUUUUUGAAUAUUUCAGAAGUUUAUAAUUUCACUGUAUGCUUUGAAACCUUUGUGGAGUUCAUUUCAUCAGAAGCAUUAUCUAGAGGUGGUAGAAUUUCUGGAUGGCCAAAAGAGUCAAAUUUUUUACAACUUUUUCAUCAGAAAUAUUUAAUUAAAAGUCAUCCUCAUCACUUCACAUUGCCAUCACAUCUUUUCUUUUUCGGUUUGUAUUUAUCUCGUUGGGAGUCUCCACUAUUGAUUGAGUCUCUUCAGCUGGGGCAGUAUGAAUGACUUAUUUUAGUUUUUGUACAUGUCUGGUUAUAUUGUAUUGAAAACAAUGCUAUAGCUGUUUAACAUGUACCCUUUGCCUUUAAGUUGCUUGCUGUCACGAAGUGAGGCCUUGUUCAUAAAUGUCUUCAUCUUCACUCUUGUUACUUUUUGGCAUAACCUUUAUUUUUGUUUCCUUGAGCUUCUUGAAUCUGUUUCAUCACACAGCUUAGCAGUGAACCCAUCAGGAAAAAAUAGGCAAAAUGUUUUAAAUUUAAAAUUAUCCAGUCAUGGCCACUAAUGACGUAUUCAAAAUUUUUCUGACCUCUUCAAUUGUAGUAUGUCUCAGCUUGAAACUUGAGUCAAUCACCUUUAGUCAAGAAGUUUCUUCAUAUGUUGCUACAAGAUUUUUCCAAGUUUCCUAAGAACUUUCACUCGAAGAUACUGAAUUGCAUUGGUUAGUAGUCAAUGUACAGAAUAAAAUGUUUAGAACUUUGUCACUAAGAGAUAGCCAUGUUUUGUCAAAUUUAUUUCUACCAAUUUCAACUUUUGAAAGGAAAUGAAGGCCAUCCUCAACAUUCCUCGAAUUGUCAUGCUCUAGUCGUUUAAUAAGAUAGACAUUCUAGUUUUUAAGUAAACCUAAUUGUCUCUAUUGAAUAUUGGAGGUUGAUUUAUUCAAUCAAUGCUAGCAAAGAUUCCUAUAAUACCUCGACAUGGAUCUACUUGUGAAUAUUGAACUGAUAAAAUCAAGACUAAUGUGAUAGUACCAAUUGAUAUUGGGGUAGUGAUUGCAUAACAAGGAGGGGAGUGAAUAGGGAAAUCGUGCAUAUAAAUGAAAAUGAAUUGAGAUGACAUCCAACUGUAUGGAGAGAAAAAAAAUAUAUAGUGCUUUGGUCAAACCGUUGCUUACAUCAGUUCUCAAGUCACUCAUCUUAAUUCCAUUUGGUAGCCCAAGUUAUAAACUAGCUAACCCAAAGUAGCAUGGCGUUAGCCAAACUUUUAACAUCAAGAUCCAAGUCUUGUUUGGUAGGAAACUCGCUCUCCCAAUACGUGAAGGAAGAAGAGAAAAUUAACAACUAAGAAAUUGUGGAGUCAAACUUGGAAAAAGAUUCAAUUUUCAAGGGGAGUUUGAAUAAAGCUUAAAUGUCCCAAAAAAACCGUAGCACUAAGGAAACAACAAUAGUUUAAAAAUUUGAAUAUGUACCAACUUUUGCGUUGAUUUGCUUGCUGCAUCUUUGUCCUGGGAGAGACCUUCAGAUUAUUUUGUUUUGGUUACCCAGUUAGCGUACUUAUUUCUCAUUUGAUUUAUAGAAUGAUGCAAACCCCAUUCGCAGCCUGCUCCAUUUUUGCAUAUUCUUGUAGUUUUUGAGAAGUGUGUAUUUAUUUUCCUAUUCUGAAAAAAAAUUAAUACUCUUGAGAGGAGCGGAGUUUUCUCUUCCAUUCAGUACUAAUGGAUUACCCUCUUAUUUCUAGGAUCACAGAAGAUAAAAAUGGGCAAACCAGAGGGCCUCAAAGUCUCUAGCCUUGAUUUUUUGGGGUUUGACUUCUCAGAUAAGAAAAAGGGUAGAGGAAUUCCAGCUGGAUUGGUUCCUACUGUAGAUCCUUCCAUUGGUGGGGAUUUGCCCGAGGUGGAGAUUAUUGUUGGUGACAUGAGCAAGUUUGAAUCUUCAGCUUCAGCAACAUCAGAGCUCAGUUCAAACGGAAGUGAUGAAAACGCAGGUCUUUACAAGCCGAAGGUUUCAACAUGGGGAGUCUUUCCAAGACCAAGUAACAUUUCAAAAGCAGUAAGACAGCUAUCAGGACAAACAUUUCAAAGAGAAAAUAUUUCUGCCGGAUAUUUUUCUUUCUAUUGUAUUAAUCCUGUGCUAGGUAGUUUUGGAUGGUGGAGUUUUUGGAAUUUAAUGAUUCAAAAGCAUAAAUUUUAAAAUUUUAGUGCGAUUGAAUUUCGAUAGCUUGCCCUAAUUACAGAAAAGGAUGUGAUUCUCUUGACAGACUCUUCUUCAUGAAAAAGUAUUGCUGUAUACCCUCUCCCUUUAUUUGCUCCCCCCAUUUUUCCUUUCCCUUCAUUGUCAUAUUCUUUCCUUCCUUUCAUAUUGGCACAUUAUUUCUUAAGGUUUUUCAUAAACCUUGUUUUGUUGAAUAGAUCAUAAAAUAUCGAUUAUCCAUAUCUUUCAAUUAGGCAGCCUAAGAUAGAUUUUUCCUCUCUGCAGUUUGGUGGUGGAAAAAAUAUUCGUCCUGGUGAGGUGCUUGAAAGUACUGAAACUAAGGCUGUAAAAGAAGAACGUACUAGACAAAUGAUUGCAGCCUAUCAGAAUAAGAUUGGGUUGACUAUUGAUGCAAAAGUCAAAGCUGAGUGUGAGAAGGUAUGAAUCAGUUCCAAAGCUAGCAGUCAAAUAUUUGUCAGAGUUUCACAAAUCUUACCUUGUUCUUGUCUUUCGUGUUAAAUUUCACCAUCAACAUGAGGCUGCAAGGUGGAUGUUCUUCACACUCUUUCGUCUCUAUUUUUUGUUUUCUCAUAUAUUAGAAACUAUUCUAAUGUCGUAGCAUUAAAAGGCAGAUCAUCCAGAAAAAAAUAUGUGGGCCAUGUUUCUGGAGGGCCCUCCUUGAAACAUGGCGAGGGGUUUCACACCAGGCCUAUGGGGUUUUCCAAAUAUCUUGUUAUGAGAACAAUAUCAUGUAUGUGAACAUAUGAAUCAUUUUCCUGCAAAGGAAAGUUGAAGGUCUUUUGUUGGCCCUUGCUUAGUCAAAAGAAUAUCCUUCCUAGGGCGUGAAUGCUGUACUUAAUAUUGGGAUAGUAUCAGCCUGAAUCUAGAAGAACAUUUUGAAUUGUAAAAAGUGUCUCAGACAUGGUGCCACAUUUUUUGAUGACGUAGGUUCUCAGACCACAAAGAAAUCUUCUAGAACAUGAUUAGCAUUUGUCAUAAAAAAUGCCUGCCUGUGAAGUUGCUAAGACCUAGACUUGUAAUUUUCUCUUAUCACCAUACAAGACUAAGAAAAUUGGAUAAAAGUUGCAAUUGUCUAUUUCGCGUGCCCAGUGUAAAUUGCUGAAGGGAAGAGAGUUUCAUUCUAUUAGAUCUCAAGAUAUUAUUUUUUUAAACUUUCCUCUGUUUUCCCGUACGCAUUGUUAUUUUCAAGGAGAUUCCUCUUCUUAUUCGUUUCAGAUCGUGUUUACUGCAUGGAGAUUUGCAUUGUGAAACUCAAAACUGAUGUUUUUUUAGCAGACUAUGUCUACGUGUACAUGAAUGCUUCAUUCUUUACUUGUGUUCAUGCGGUUAUCCAUAUAGGGUAAAGACAAUGGACCAAAGUGGUUCAGUUGCUUUUCAAGCACAAUAAACUUGUACCAACACGCAUAUUCUGGCUAUUAUAAUUUAGUGGAAGUCGCUUAGCUUGUGAAGUCAAUAGUUUAUAUGUUCCUUAUUUUGUGUCGUUUGAUUUAUUUCUCCACAUAUGUAUUUGUAUUACCACAAAAAUUAAAUAUUUUAAAGUUUGAAGGUUUCCUGACAAUCUGUAUUGCACAUGGUUUGUCUGAGUUCUGUUUCUCAGCUUUUUGAAAAAAGUAUUAAUAUAGUUUCAGAUUUUUUUCUAAAAUUGCAAUUUCACUUUGGUUUUUUCCGUCAUCUAUUGACAAUAACAAAUAAAAUUUUAUACAAUGUUAGGCAAUGAAGGAGGGUAAUCAACUGAUGGAUGCUGGGAAGCUUCGGGAAGCUUUACCUUACUAUGAAAAAAUAAUGAAUAGAGUAGUCUUUAAGGUAACUCUGAAAUCUUGACUUCUUGUUUUGUGUACUACUUUCCCAGGAAGCUUUACCUUAUUAUGAAAAAACUAAUAUAUAGUGUAGUCUUUGAGGUAACUCUAAAAUCUUGACUUCCUUGGUUAUUAUUUUCCUAAAUAACCAUGCUUUUUAGGAAAUGUUAAUUAAUUAAAUUGACGUGAUCUUUCAUGUUGAAUAAUGGUCAAAAGGCUACUAUUUCACUGAUUGUCACGUAUAUUUCUUAUAUUACACUGGCAGUUUUCUUUACGGAUGUGUUUUGCUCAUUGA